ACUGUACAUACAUACAAAUUUAAAAUAACACAAAAAAAAGACAAUUGUAGUGCAUAUUUCGAAAAAAAAGUAGAAGGAACUUUGCAGAUAUUUUUAUUUAUAUUUACAUACAAACACUUAUACAAAAAUAGUGCAAAAUUUCUCAGAUGCAAACAUAUUGUGUGUGUGUUUGCUGUAACAUGUAACCACGACGAGAAACAACAUUUUUGUGCCGCAAUUCUUUGUAGAGGAGUUUUUAGUCUUUUUCGAUAAUUAAACAUUCAGUCGAAUAGACGACAGAUACAGAACAAGAGAUGAAUGCCGAAAAAUUAAGGCGUUUACAGGCCCAGGUCCGUAUAGGGGGCAAAGGUACGCCCCGUCGCAAGAAGAAGGUAAUGCAUCAAUCUGCUGCCACAGAUGAUAAAAAAUUACAAAGUUCUCUAAAGAAAUUGUCCGUUAGCACAAUACCCGGCAUUGAGGAGGUUAAUAUCAUCAAAGAUGAUCUAACUGUUAUACAUUUUAACAAUCCCAAAGCUCAAGCUUCUUUAUCGGCCAACACUUUCGCCGUUACUGGUCAUGGAGAGACCAAGAAAAUAGUGGAAAUGUUGCCUGAAAUCUUGCCACAAUUGGGCCAGGAUACUGUCAUGCAGUUGCGUAUGUUUGCCAAUACAAUGUCUGGAAAUCAAAAGCAGGGACAUGCAGCCUCAAGUACUCUUGAUAAUGUGGCCGAAGAAGAUGAUGUUCCCUUGUUGGUUAACGAUUUCGAAGAGGUUGCUAAAAUGGAUGAGACCAAAAGUGCAAAACCCAAAGCUGAUGCUAAAAUAUCUGAAGAGGCUAAAAAUAAUGAAAAUGGCAUUUUGAAAGAAGAAAGCAAUGAAAAGAAAAUAGAUAGUCCGAAAGAUACUGCCGAAAAGUUGGAUAAGAAAUCAAAAAAACAACAGAAUAAGCAACAACUGCAGCAGCAACAGUCAGCCAAUGGGGCAGCUAAAAUUAAAUCCGAUGCAGGUAAAAACGAAAAUAAGCAGCAAAAGCAAGCGAAACAAGAAAAGACAAAUAAACAAGAAAAAACUCAACCCAUAGCUGAGAAAAACGAUGUAAGUAAAAACGAACAAAUACCGGCAGACGUUAAACACGAAGCAAAAAAGGAAACGGAAAUAGUAAAGCAAGAACUUCCCGUACAAAAGCACGAGGUUAAAGUUCAAGAAAAAGCUAAUGAAAAGUCCCUACCCAAAGCUGAGCCUAAAGAUGUAAAAACAGAGGAUAUAACAAAAACUUCAAAGCCCAAUAAAGACAUAGCCAAAACAGAGGGAAAAGCUACACCAAAGACCACUGAUAAAACAGCGAAGCCAACUGAUAAACCUGCUGAAAAGAAGAAGGAAGAUAAUGCCAAAGAACGCAAGCCUCAAGAAGCUCAAAAGAAAGAGGAUGCUGCUAAAGCCAAAGAAGCGAAGGCUGAACAAACUAAGGAACAAGCUAAAGAUGUAAAAGAAUCAAAGGAGGCUGGAGAGAAAAAGAAUGAUACUAACCAAACAAAACAACAGCCAAAACCGAAAGAACAAAAGAUGGAAAGCAAAUCUAAUGAGAAGAAAAAUGAAGUUAGUGCAAAGUCACCAACAGAGCAGAAACCUAUAGCUGAUGCUAGACCGAAAAAAUCGGAGAAACCACCCAGUCAAGAAGACAACACAGAAAAGAAUGAUUUAAAUAAAGUUUCUGACCUGAAAAUUGAAAAGAAAGAAGAAACAGUACCUAUUGUAAUGGAAAAGAAUAUAGAACCAACAGCUCGCACUGUUGUCGAACCAGCAGUUCAAAAGCAAGACGAAUCUAAACAAACUCCAGUUCCAAGGCCAACACCUGCUAAAGAAACAAUAGAAAAAACAAUCGAAAAACCUCUUCAGGUAGCUAAGAUCCAAGAGGAAUCCAAGAUGCCAGCAGAGGCUGUAAAAGAAACUGAAGAAAAAUUCAAACAAGAAAAUCCUGCCCAAAAACCAGUGCAAAUUAUAACACCCACAGAAAAGACUCCGGAACAAACGGAACUAAAAACUUCCGAAGCUGAUAAAGCUAAAGAGAAAGUUGCUGCUGCAGCUAACCAACCAACGAAGCAACCAUCACCAAAACCAGCUAGUGGUAAAAAGACUCCAACGCCUACUACUCAAAGUACGACCAGCAAUAAAAAAGAUGAAUCUAAAGGAAAAGCUACCACUCAACCGGGUAAUCAAACGAAGCCGAUGAAACCAACAACACCGAAACCAACUCUACAAACUAAACCAGUGACACCAGCAAAGACUCCAGAUAAAGUCGUUACCCCAACAAAACCUGGAACACCCACCAAAGCUGUAAGUCCUCAACCUAAACUCGCAAUUAAGAAAACUUCUUCACCAACAUCUACGCCACCAACAACACCUAUUGAAGGAAAUUUAACAAUAACCGAGGUAACAACUGACGCUAAGACUGCCAACGAACCUCAAAAGAAACCAGCUACUGCACCAAAACCGGCACAAGUUAAAAGCAAUCAGCAAAAACCUGCAGCUGUAGUAGCAAAACUAAAACAACAAUCUCCAAGUAAAACUGGACCAGCUCAGCAAGAGCAGAAGAAACAGGCAAGUCCAUCGAAAUCUGAAGCCAUUAAACAACCUUCAUCUCCCACCUCUUUAAAUACACCUCAGCAACAUGUUUCUAAGCAACCAUCACCAUCUAAGCAAUUAACAGCAGGAAAGCAGCCACCUCCGACUAAGCAACCUUCUCCAGUAAAGCAAGUUGCUACACCAGCUACUCAAGAACAGAAAGCUAGUACACCUUCGACUGAAGCGAAAGCAUUUACAUCUCAACCCGAAGCUGAAAAAUCAAAAUCGGGCACAUCACAACCAAAUAAGGACCAACUAAAAGUCGCUAUUCAACAGCCGUCAACUGAACCAAAGAAAGCCAGUAGUCCUCAACCAAAUAUUCGGCAGGAUGCUCAAGCUAAAUCUAGUACUCCACAGCCGACUACUCCAACUGAGAAUGUCGUUACUACGCAGCCAACAAAUGAAGACCAGAAAGACAACUCUAAUCAGCAAAAGCUCAAUUCACAGGCUACACAAUCUGCUGCUCAACAACAAAAAUCUACGACUCCUCAACCUACUAUUCCAGAUCAACUAAAAGUGGCUUCACAACAACCAACUGCUCAACAGCAGCAACCACAACCCAAGGCAACCACUCCACAACCCAAAGUCACUACUCCUCAACCGCAGAAAGUUGCCACACCACAACCAACUGUUCAACAACAACAACAACCAAAAGCUAGUACUCCACAACCAACUGGUCAACACUCGAAAGCAAGUACUCCACAACCAGCUACAUCAACACAGCAAGCAGAUACUCUGCAACCUUCUGGUCAACAACAGAAAGCGUGUAGCCCACAACAACCCGGACAACCAAAAGCCAGCACGCCUCAACCAGCAGUAAAACAACAGAAAUCGGGAACUCCUCAGCCAGCUGAUCAACAACCAAAAGCUAGUACUCCUCAACCAGCUACCCCUGCACAAAAGGCCAGUACUCCACAACCAACUACUCAACAAGUGAAAGCGAGUACGCCCCAGCAAUCUGGUCAACCACAAAAGGCCAGUACUCCACAACCUAAAGCCAGCACUCCACAACCAAUGAGUGAGCAGGCAAAAGUCGGUACUCCCCAACCACCGAAAGCCAGUACUCCACAACCAACAAUUCAACCAACUUCUCAACCAGCGAUGCAACAACAGACAUCAAAUCAACCUAUUGCUCUAGAUCAGAAAGCAACUACUCCCCAGCCUCCAUUGCAAGUGACGACAACAGAUCAACCGCAACAAACAAAUACUCAACAAGGAAAUAUACCAGAAAAUAAACCUUAAACACUCUAUCUUGCAUUUCACUAAAAAAAUAUUUAUAUUCAUCCCCUUCCUCAAAGGCAUUUCACACUAACAACUUUUUUUCUUUAAAACAUUAUUUUAAAAUUUUUCAUAUAUAAUUUUUUAUAGAACCUCAACUAACCUUUAACCUAGUUUUAUUAAAAAAAAACAUUUAAAAACCCUCAACCAUCCAACCGAAGAAUAAUCAUUUUUAAAAUUUUGAUAUAUAUACAAAAACAAAAUUAUGGAAAUAACUAAUUAUUCUAAAAUAAAUAAUGGUUAAUGGUUGAAACAA
This is a messenger RNA of Lucilia cuprina (Australian sheep blowfly), 4134 nucleotides long. It is a transcript of the gene uncNacbeta, whose product is annotated as proteoglycan 4. Lineage: Eukaryota; Metazoa; Arthropoda; Insecta; Diptera; Calliphoridae. The transcript is spliced from 2 exons. Gene Ontology annotation, cellular component: nascent polypeptide-associated complex; cytosol. The record is from RefSeq and is a predicted model, not a curated record. The coding region runs from base 294 to 3842 and encodes 1182 amino acids.